AAACUAAAUGUUUAUCUAAUACAAUUUCGUGUCGACUUUCAUGAAACUAAUUAUAAUUUUUUUUGAAAUGUAAAGAGUGGUCCAGUUGAACAGCUGACAUGAUGCAUGUGUUUUGGACAAACAGAGUAAAAGGCAAGACUCCUCAGAACUGAUAAAGAAAUAGAGAGAGGAACACUAUGCCACUUGCAGUAGCUCAUCAUCAUCAUGAUCAUCAUCAGCUACUCUCAUUCUUGUUUAUUAUUCUUCUGUUAUAUGUUUCUUUAGCUCAAACAAGUAACUAUGAUGUGAAACGAUCUGAAUUCCCAGAUGAUUUCUUCUUUGGAACAACGACUUCUUCAUAUCAGAUUGAAGGAGCUUAUCUUGAAGAUGGCAAAGGACUUAAUACCUGGGAUGUUUUCACCCAUAUACCUGGCAACAUAGACAAUAAUGAUAAUGGAGACGUUGCAGACGAUCAUUAUCAUCUCUUCUUGGAUGAUAUUGAGCUUAUGCAGUCUCUCGGGGUAAAUGCAUAUAGAUUUUCAAUCUCGUGGAGCAGAAUUUUGCCAAGAGGAAGGUUUGGAGAAGUGAAUCCACUAGGAAUCGCGUUCUAUAAUAGUCUUAUCGACAAUCUCUUACUCAGGGGAAUUGAGCCGUUCGUGACAAUUUACCAUCUUGAUUUCCCACAAGAGCUGGAGGACAGAUAUGGAUCUUGGCUUAGUCCUCUCAUGCAGGAAGAUUUUGUCUACUUUGCAGAAAUUUGUUUCAAAAAUUUUGGACACAAAACUAAGCACUGGAUUACUAUAAAUGAGCCUAACUUGUUUGCUGAGAUGGCUUACAUUACGGGAUUGUACCCUCCAUGUCACUGCUCACCACCUUUCGGUAACUGUUCUAUAGGAAAUUCUGAUAUAGAGCCUCUCAUUGUUAUGCAUAAUAUGAUAUUAGCACAUGCCAAGGCUGUUAAGCUAUACCGCGAAAGUUUUCAGUCAAAGCAAGGUGGUUCAAUAGGUAUCGUUGGAUUAGCAACGACGUAUGAACCAUUUAGAGUCAACAACGGAUUAGAUGAGGAAGCUGCAUCCAGGGCCAUGAUUUUUCAAUUCGCCUGGCUAUUUGAUCCCAUUGUACAUGGAGAUUAUCCUCCUGAAAUGCGUCAUUAUCUUGGAGGUGAAUUGCCAAAGUUUUCGCCGGAAGAAAUUAACAUUGUAAAAGGAAGUACGGAUUUCAUUGGCGUUAACCAUUAUACAGCAUUAUAUGCCAAGGAUUGCAUUCAUUCUUCUUGCAUUCCGGGCUGGGAUCGCCCUAUUCGAGGCUUUGCUUACACAACUGGAGAAAGAAAUGGAGUUACAAUUGGUGAACCGACCGGAAAUCCACUCCUCUUUGUAGUUCCAAGGGGAAUGGAGAAGAGUGUUAACUAUGUUAAGGAAAGAUACAAUAACAUGCCAAUUUAUGUGACAGAAAACGGAUAUUCUCCACCUCCUCAAGAACAGGAACUAGAAGAGGCAGAGCUGUUGCAGGAUCUCAAUAGAGUCAACUAUCAUAAAUCCUACCUUAGGGCUUUGGCUAGAGCCAUCAGGAAUGGAGCUGACGUGCGAGGAUAUUUUAUAUGGAGCUUUCUCGACAACUUCGAAUGGGCUAGCGGUUAUAGCCUGCGUUACGGAAUUCAUUAUGUCGAUUUUCAAACGCUUGAACGUAAACCGAAGCACUCUGCUAAGUGGUAUAAAAAAUUUCUUACAAUCACAGAUAGAAACAUGAGUGCCAUGAUGAUUGAAUCAGAAACCGCAGCAAAAGAAGAAAUAUAGUAUUUUCUUGAUAUAUGAUUCAUUAUCCGUUCUCUUAUUAUUUUUCAGCCGAAUUUCUCGGCGAUCCGGACCACUCGCAAGAAUCCCACUACUAUUGAAUUAUAAAUUCUUUUAUGUGAUUGUAAUUGUUGGAACAGUUUCAUGUAAAGAACGAAAUUAUCGAUAGAACAAUUUGACCGUGUCGCAGAUAAUUAAAGUGACUCUUU
Molecule: messenger RNA, 1981 nt
Organism: Mercurialis annua (annual mercury)
Lineage: Eukaryota; Viridiplantae; Streptophyta; Magnoliopsida; Malpighiales; Euphorbiaceae
Product: beta-glucosidase 18-like
Exons: 12
Coding region: 177-1775 (532 amino acids)
Biological process (GO): carbohydrate metabolic process
Molecular function (GO): beta-glucosidase activity
Source: RefSeq, a predicted model, not a curated record